Molecule: messenger RNA, 582 nt
Organism: Lathyrus oleraceus (garden pea)
Lineage: Eukaryota; Viridiplantae; Streptophyta; Magnoliopsida; Fabales; Fabaceae
Exons: 1
Coding region: 150-362 (70 amino acids)
Source: RefSeq, a predicted model, not a curated record
UAUAUUGCAACAUACCUUUCUUCUCAUGUAAACCUGUCUUUUUUCUCACCACGUUUAGCAUAUCCUUUACCUCCUUAACCUCCUUAACGACCAAGGAAUUCAUCCUCUACUUAUUACCAAACUUCACAACAAAAGUUAGAAAUUAAAUCAUGGGAGCUGAUUGGGGACCAGUAAUUGUUGCUGUUGCUUUGUUCAUUGUCUUGUCACCAGGGUUGCUCUUCCAGUUUCCAGCAAGGAAUAGAGUUGUUGAAUUUGGUAACAUGAGUACUAGUGGAAUUUCCAUUUUGAUUCAUGCUAUUAUAUAUUUUUGUAUUCUUACCAUCUUAAUUGUUGCAAUUGGUAUUCAUGUACACUUUAACUGAAUCCAGAUUUUCAUUUAAAGAAAAAAAAUUGAAUUAAGUUUUGUUUGUUAGACAUGACAAACAUGCCAUAAGUAUGUUUGUGUUUUCAUUUUUGUUGUUUCUAUUUUGGUGUUUUUGUUUUAAAUUUAAGGUUUCUUACCUCGGUUUCUUCAAGGAUGAUGUAACAAUGUUGAUUUAUUGUUCAAAAUGGAAAAGGAAAUUUAACUAUAAGAAUUUUAUA